AUGGGCUCGGGGGCCUCGUUGGCGGCAGCGGGAAGCGCCAAAGCCGCAGUGGCUGCCGGGGUGGUGGCUUCGGGCACCGCGAAGGUUGCAGUGGGUGCCGUCCGGGGCGACGACAGCGGCCGCGAACUGAUUUCCGAUGGCCUGCAGGACGUGAAGGAGGCAACUUCCGAGCUCCUCUGUGGAGGGGUGUCUCUGGUGGCUACAACCGUGGCGGUGGCCUGCGCUGGCGCAGCCGGCGGCCUCGCGCGGGUGGUGGAGGGCGGACCUGGGCCAGGACUCCGAGGCGCCCUUCUCGAAGCCCCUGCUGCAGCGGUCUCCCACGCUGCUGGCGGCGCUGGCCCCUUGGGGGUCCUGGCAGGCGCCUUCGUAGCCGGUCAUGGCUCGGGUGGCGCUUGGCAGGAGAGCACCGAGGAGAGCCGGAGACAAGCGCUAGCCGAAAAAGAGGCGCUGCUGCAAUCUAUCGGAACCUGGAGCUCGCCGUCUCCUGCUGAAAUCGAGCUGCCCCUGUCUGAGCUCGCCGCGCUCGCCCGGGCCGUUUACGCGGAGCCGCCAACAGAGCUGCCGGGCUGGCGCUGCGACCUAGCCUGCGUGCGAGACCCGGAAGAGGAGGUCGAGGCGCAAAUGGCCGUCUUCUUACGCCCAGGCGGCUCUCGAGGCAAACAAGUACAACGGGAUCUGGCUGUCAUCGCCAUCCGGGGUACGGCAGAUGUUCAUGACCGACUCCGAGAUUGGCGAUCGGUGGUCAUGUACAGCUACCCGAAAGCCUUCGUGGAAGCCGCGGCAGAGUUGACGAGGAUGUAUCACGAGCAGGGCUGCGACGUGAUGAUCACUGGGCACUCGCUCGGAGGAUACCUUGCCGAAGUCGUGGCCACUUCCUUAGGACUCCCGGGAGCAGGCUUCUGUGCUCCCGGCCCGGGAUUCCACAACGGGCCGGGUGCGGGGCUGGGCUUCGUCACGGUGAACCACGAGGCAGAUACCAUCGGCAAUCACAACCACGACUUUCAUGUCAGACCACCUGUGUACAUACUCGACGGCGGGCUUUUCAUGCUCCCUUGGACAGCACACUCCAUGGCUGAAAUGGUCAAGUACAUGUCGAAGAGGGAGGACUGGACAAACCUCAACGCCGUCGCAAAGUGCAGCGCUGAGCAGCCCAGGGUUCCCCUUCGGGUCUUCGCCGGACCUCGCUCAAGGCGGGACUGA
Symbiodinium sp. CCMP2592 is the source of this 1200-nucleotide messenger RNA. The record is from the annotation of a GenBank genome assembly. NCBI's taxonomy places the organism in Eukaryota, Dinophyceae, Suessiales, Symbiodiniaceae.